AUGGAAGAUCCUGAAACCAACGUCUCUGAUUCAACAGCGGAGAAUAUUGAAGAGUUAGAUCAUGAUACUUAUACUUGUGAAAAUCAAAAAAAAAGGGGCAGACCAAGAAAUAUACUUUGGAAUAAUCACUUUAAUGAAAUUAAUAAUAAGGGUGAUGGUCAUAGAGGUUGGAAAUGUUUAUAUUGUAACGAACAAAAUCCACAUGCAUCUGAUAUAAAUAUGAAUACGCAUUUGGCGUUAAAUUGUAAAAAAGUUCCACUUAAUAUUAAGCAAGAACUUUUACGAAAAUUUCCUGUACCAAAUCAAAAAAGAAAAACAGAAAGAGAUAUUAUUACUGGUGUACAACCACGAAUCGAUAGUAAAUUUCAAGCCAUAAAUAAAAUAGAUUCUGGACAAGAAGAAUUGUGUCACAAAUCAUUAACUCGUCUUUUUGUAUGUUGUGGAAUUCCUUUUUGGAUUGUCAAGCAUCCAUUUUUUUUAGAUUUUUGUAAAAAUUUAUGUAUUUCAUACAAACCACCUGAUCGAAAAACUUUAAGCAAUGAUUGGCUUAAUUCUGAAACAGCACGGAUUACAGUCGCUAUGGAAAAAGAGCUUCAAAAUGAAAAUAAUCUUACAUUAGGUAAUCAAUGUCAAUCUUUUGUAACUUUUUUUUAUGCAUCGCAUCGAUCUGGAGCAAUUUUGCGUAAUGAAAUAACCCGUUUUAUGAUUAAUAAGGGUGGAUUGAAAAAUUCUGUGUGUUUACGCUGGUCAUCUGCAUAUGAUUGUGUGCAAUCAGUUCUGAAUCUAGAAGAUGAUAAUCUUGCUUUAACGUUAGAUUUAAGAAAUCUUGUACAAAAUCGACAAUUUUGGGCAGAUGCGGAAAUUUUAGCAAAAAUAUUAUUACUAGCUAAAAAUGCCGUCAAAAUGGUUAAAUCAAAAUCUACAACAACUGCCGACGUUUUUUUAUUCCUUAUUCAAAUGGCAACUGCUAUUAAUACGCUUGAAAAAAAUAGUUUACCAGAGCAUGUAGAAUUUCGUAAACAAUGCAUUAAAUUUUAUAACAAGCGAUGGAAAGAAUUUGACAUAAAGAUCUACCUUUUAGCAUACUUUCUUCAUCCAAAAUAUCACGGAAAAGGUAUGAAAACUUCGGUAUUUCAUCAAAUUAUGUAUACUGCUCUUGAAGUAUGGAAAAAAAUCGGAAAAGGAGGAGUAGCAAGUGCAAAUAUAUUAGUAGCGCAAAUUAAAAAAUAUGAUGCAUGUGAACCACCAUAUAAUUUUGGUUUUGUAGAAGAAAUUGAGUCACCACAAACCUGGUGGAAUGGAUGCAAAUUAGACAACCAUUAUUUGCAAAAACUUGCUUUAUAUUUACUAGCGAUUACACCGCAUAGUGCUAAUUAUGUUUCUGAUGAAGACGAUUUAGAAGAAAUUUUACAACUUGAUUGUGAAAACUUGGAUGCUAAUGAAAUAAUAGAUUUUAAUACCUUCACAGAAAAACAAGCAAAUGAAACAAAUUACAAUAACGAUAUAGAAGCUGAGGGUGAACUUGAUUAUGAUAUUAACGAA
Molecule: messenger RNA, 1542 nt
Organism: Racocetra fulgida
Lineage: Eukaryota; Fungi; Glomeromycota; Glomeromycetes; Diversisporales; Gigasporaceae
Source: the annotation of a GenBank genome assembly